AUGGAACCAAAGAGACCCAGACGAGUUCGUGUUGUCCACGUAAAUGUCCUCAAAAGUCCUCUCCGUUCUACUCGAUCUCCAACUAACGCCUUUCGAGGUUUUGCUCGUAACGUAAGUUUGUGUCUUUGCUCCAUGCGAAAUGAAAUUGUAUAGAAACACGCUCAAGUUUUUGUCAUCGCUUCUCUGGGAUCAGGCCAAGUUCAAGUAAAUGGAAAGGAAGUGGGUGGACCAGAAGAUGAAGGUCAUGACAGAUAUGUGGGUCUCCUCGCGCAGGAACACAUGAAGAAGUACGACUGGAAGAUUAGAACUUAUGCAAAAAAUCCAAUCGCCGAGAUUUGUGGUAUGUUUUAACUUUUUAUUAGCUUAUAUUAUCCAUGUUGUUUUAGCCCUGAGACAAGCAAUUGGACGAUGUCUGUUGUCCAUGGUUCCACAAAGUCCACCUAAAACUCCAAGAUGGGGUGGGAAACGAGCUAGUCCAGUGAAAAGACGUUUUCCUUCGAUGAGAUAUACUCCUAGAAAUAACUGGUCUUCCGGAUACCCGAAAGAAAGAACCGAUAUCGAUUUCCACUUAAACUUUGAUGAGUCCCCUGAUGAUACUCAGGUGGAGAAGAUUGACGAGCUUUCAGAUAGAAUGAAUGCCAUUCAUCUGUGGUACAAGACACAAUUAUUACAGGAACAACUUCAGAGUGGAGCCAAGCGUUGCUCCAAGAACAUGGUGAAGACCAACGUUAAUGGACGUAUGAAGGACCAGAACGGAAACUUGAUUGACUAA
Bursaphelenchus xylophilus (pine wood nematode) is the source of this 772-nucleotide messenger RNA. Lineage: Eukaryota; Metazoa; Nematoda; Chromadorea; Rhabditida; Aphelenchoididae. The record is from the annotation of a GenBank genome assembly.